CACAAGGUAGGGGCAGGAAAAAAAAAAAAAAGGGUUUAUCCUUCGUCUGGUUUCGAAACAAGGAAUGAUGCUGGCAGAACAUUCCAGAACCCGUACCCCAGAACUCUCUAGUCUCUCUCUCCCUCCUAUAAGCCUUUCCUUCUCCCUUCCUUCUCCCAAACCCCAACCACUCUCCAAUCUCAUAUUCUAUGGCGGACGAAGCUAAAGCCAAAGGCAACGCAGCUUUCUCUUCCGGCGACUUCGACGCCGCGAUCCGCCACUUCUCAGAUGCAAUCGCCUUAUCCCCCUCCAACCACGUCCUCUAUUCAAACCGAUCCGCAGCAUACGCUUCCCUUCAGAAAUACACUGACGCCUUAGCCGAUGCCAAAAAGACCGUCGAACUGAAACCCGACUGGUCCAAGGGCUAUAGCCGUCUUGGCGCUGCUCAUCUCGGCUUGGCCCAAUACGAUGACGCCGUUUCAGCUUACAAAAAGGGUCUCGAAAUUGACCCAAAUAAUGAACCCCUCAAGUCAGGUUUAGCCGAUGCUCAAAAGGCCAUGGCCGCAGCCGCUUCCAGGCCCCGCUCCUCCUCGGUUAAUCCCUUUGGCGACGCUUUCUCUGGGCCUGAGAUGUGGGCCAGGCUCACCGCUGACCCUACCACUAGGGCCUACCUUCAACAACCCGAUUUCGUGAAAAUGAUGCAGGAUAUUCAGAGAGAUCCUAACAAUCUCAACCUCCACUUGAAGGAUCAAAGAGUCAUGCAAGCCAUAGGGGUUUUGCUUAACGUCAAGAUUCGAACUCCCAACGAUGACACUGAUAUGCCCGAUUCGCCGUCCCCUUCUCCCUCCGAGAGAAAGAGAGCCGCUGAGGCCGAGCCACCGAAGCAGCCCGAGCCCGAGCCCGAGCCUGAGCCCAAGCCUGAGCCCAUGGAAUUGACGGAGGAGGAGAGGGACUCCAAGCAGAGGAAAGCUGAGGCUCAGAAGGAAAAGGAGGCGGGCAAUGCAGCGUACAAGAAGAAGGAUUUUGACACCGCAAUUCAACAUUACUCGAAGGCUUUGGAGUUGGAUGAUGAGGAUAUAUCCUUCCUCACAAACCGCGCUGCUGUUUACUUGGAAAUGGGAAAGUAUGAGGAAUGCAUAAGAGAUUGUGACAACGCUGUUGAAAGAGGAAGAGAACUGCGAUCAGAUUUUAAAAUGAUAGCAAGAGCUUUGACAAGGAAAGGAACAGCCUUGCUAAAAAUGGCAAAGUGCUCAAAGGAUUAUGAUUCUGCCAUUGAGACUUUCCAAAAAGCACUUACUGAGCACCGCAACCCUGACACUUUGAAGAAACUUAAUGAAGCCGAAAAAGCUAAGAAAGAACUAGAACAAGAAGAAUAUUUUGAUCCAAAAUUGGCUGAUGAAGAGAGAGAAAAAGGAAACGAAUUCUUUAAGGAGCAGCAGUAUCCUGAGGCUGUGAAGCAUUACACAGAAUCUAUACGAAGAAAUCCCAAAGAUCCUAGGGCUUAUAGUAACAGAGCAGCAUGCUACACUAAAUUGGGGGCAAUGCCUGAAGGUUUAAAGGAUGCAGAGAAGUGCAUUGAACUUGAUCCAACCUUUGUAAAGGGUUAUACUAGGAAAGGUGCGGUUCAGUUUUUCAUGAAAGAAUAUGACAAAGCUUUGGAAACAUACAGGGAAGGUUUGAAACAUGACCCUAACAACCAGGAGUUGCUUGAUGGCAUGGGAAGAUGUAUACAACAAAUUAACAAGGCUAGCCGAGGAGAUUUAAGUCCUGAGGAAUUGAAGGAGAGACAGGCUAAGGCAAUGCAGGAUCCAGAGAUCCAAAACAUCCUUCAAGACCCUGUUAUGAGACAGGUAUUGAUUGAUUUUCAAGAAAAUCCGAAGGCUGCGCAGGAACACACAAAGAAUCCAAUGGUGAUGAACAAGAUCCAAAAGCUGAUCAGUGCUGGAAUUGUCCAGAUGAAAUAAAUUUGAUGGAAGGUGUUGUUCAUGUUGAAAGGCAAUUGACAAUUGUAUUUUGCAGUAUGACUUUGUUAUUUAAAUAGGUUUGAUUGGGAAAAAUGUUGGGAAAUUUUGAGUUGUUUUACUUUCAUUUUGUUUUAGUGAAUUCGUAUAAUUUCAGUGAGGUGCAUUGCAUUUGCUUCAUGUGCGUGCGUACCAUUACUAAUGUUUAAAUGUUUUUUUAGUCCUUUUACGAAAUCCGUCUUUUAUUAUUGGGAUUAUGUCCCUGAAUCGUUGGGCGACCAGUGGCCAGUGUAAUAUAGCGGUUUAGGGUUUUCCAGUUUUUAGAAUUCGAACCCAAUUUUUGGGUCAAACAUGACCCAACCCGCCUGUUCUCAGCUAUUUCGGAAGUGGAUCCAGUGAAUUGGGCUGUGGGGAAUGAUUUCUGUAACCUGAAUCGUUUUGCAAAUGAGUUCAACCAGUUGAAACUCAUGUAGUGUGGCAGAUUAGAACAUCAACUGCUGACGUUGAAAUAUCUUGAUACCUUCUCUUUGACAAUUAAGAGUGGUUAGGAAUCUGAGUUCAAUCUUUUGAUGUUUAAAUAGGCAGUAAAUAGUUUUCAAAUUCUAACGAAGAAAUGCAUACGGCAUAACGUAAUCCGUGGGAAAUGAAUUAUUGUCAGAGUAGUU
Molecule: messenger RNA, 2605 nt
Organism: Abrus precatorius (Indian licorice)
Lineage: Eukaryota; Viridiplantae; Streptophyta; Magnoliopsida; Fabales; Fabaceae
Product: hsp70-Hsp90 organizing protein 1-like
Exons: 7
Coding region: 189-1943 (584 amino acids)
Molecular function (GO): Hsp90 protein binding
Source: RefSeq, a predicted model, not a curated record